UACCGUGGACGCAAGUCUGGGAACAAACCACCCUCCAAAACAUGCCUGAAGGAAGAGAUGGGCAAAGGGGAAGAGUCGGACAAGAUCACCAUCAACGUGGGGGGCACCCGGCAUGAGACCUACAAGAGCACCCUGCGGACUUUGCCGGGCACCCGCCUGGCCUGGCUCGCCGACCCCGACGCCCAGAGCAACUUUGACUUUGACGGGAAGAGCAACGAGUUCUUUUUCGACCGCCACCCCGGGAUCUUCUCCUACGUGCUCAACUACUACCGCACGGGGAAGCUGCACUGCCCCGCGGACAUCUGCGGGCCCCUCUUCGAGGAGGAGCUCACCUACUGGGGCAUCGACGAGACCGACGUGGAGCCCUGCUGCUGGAUGACCUACCGGCAGCACCGCGACGCCGAGGAGGCCCUGGACAUCUUCGAGAGCCCCGAGCCCGGCGGAGGGGCCGGCGGGGAGGAGCCCGAAGAGGAAGGGGGUAGGGAGAUGGCCUUGCAGCGCCUGGGCAUGGAUGACAGGCCCCCCGGGGCGGCGGGGGCUGCUGGAGGGGGUGGCUGCUGUCGGAACUGGCAGCCCAAGAUGUGGGCGCUCUUUGAGGAUCCCUACUCGUCCAAGGCGGCCAGGGUCGUCGCUUUUGCCUCGCUCUUCUUCAUCCUGGUCUCCAUCACGACCUUCUGCCUGGAGACACACGAGGCCUUCAACAUCGACGUCAACGUGACGGAGACCCUCGUGGUGGGCAACACCACGACGGUGCUGCUGACGCACAAGGUGGAGACGGAGCCCAUCCUCACCUACAUCGAGGGCGUCUGCGUCCUGUGGUUCACCCUCGAGUUCCUGGUUCGCAUCAUCUGCUGCCCAGACAAGCUUCUCUUUGUCAAAAACCUGCUCAACAUCAUUGACUUCGUGGCCAUCCUGCCCUUCUACCUGGAGGUGGGCCUCAGUGGCCUGUCCUCCAAAGCCGCCCGGGAUGUGCUGGGCUUCCUGCGGGUGGUUCGCUUCGUCCGGAUCCUCCGGAUCUUCAAGCUGACGCGGCACUUUGUGGGUCUCCGGGUGCUGGGCCACACCCUCCGCGCCAGCACCAACGAGUUCCUGCUCCUCAUCAUCUUCCUGGCCUUGGGGGUGUUGAUUUUCGCCACCAUGAUCUACUACGCCGAGCGCAUCGGGGCCAAGACGUCCGACCCCACCGGGAGCGACCACACCCACUUUAAGAACAUCCCCAUCGGGUUCUGGUGGGCCGUGGUCACCAUGACGACCCUGGGCUACGGUGACAUGUACCCCAAGACCUGGUCGGGGAUGGUGGUGGGGGCUCUGUGCGCCCUGGCCGGGGUGCUCACCAUCGCCAUGCCCGUGCCCGUCAUCGUCAAUAACUUUGGGAUGUACUAUUCCUUGGCCAUGGCCAAGCAGAAGCUGCCAAAGAAGAAGAAAAAGCAUAUACCCCGCCCAGCCCCUCUGGACUCCCCCACCUACGGCAAAUCCGAGGAAAACUCCCCCCGGAACAGCACCCAGAGCGACACCUGCCCGUUGGCAGUAGAGGAGGGGGCGACUGAGCGGAAACGGUCAGACUCCAAGCAGAACGGGGAGGCCAACGUGGUGCUGUCGGACGAGGAGCAGCCGCUGUCGCCGGCGGGCGAGGGGAAAGGGCCCGUGCGCCGCUCCAGCACCAGGGACAGGAACAAGAAAUCCUCCACGUGCUUCCUGCUGGCCACGGGGGACUUCUCCUGCGCGGCUGAUGGAGGCAUCCAGAAAGACUCCUGCCAGGACGCCCUCGCUUCCAGUUACGCCCAGGGCGAGGUGGUCACCUUCUCCUGA
Molecule: messenger RNA, 1809 nt
Organism: Manacus vitellinus (golden-collared manakin)
Lineage: Eukaryota; Metazoa; Chordata; Aves; Passeriformes; Pipridae
Gene: KCNC4
Product: potassium voltage-gated channel subfamily C member 4
Exons: 4
Coding region: 58-1809 (583 amino acids)
Biological process (GO): protein homooligomerization; potassium ion transmembrane transport
Cellular component (GO): dendrite membrane; neuronal cell body membrane; voltage-gated potassium channel complex
Molecular function (GO): delayed rectifier potassium channel activity; protein binding
Source: RefSeq, a predicted model, not a curated record